Homo sapiens (human) is the source of this 1402-nucleotide messenger RNA. It is a transcript of the gene SYCE1, whose product is annotated as synaptonemal complex central element protein 1. Lineage: Eukaryota; Metazoa; Chordata; Mammalia; Primates; Hominidae. Gene Ontology annotation, biological process: synaptonemal complex assembly; synaptonemal complex organization. The coding region runs from base 55 to 1011 and encodes 318 amino acids. Gene Ontology annotation, cellular component: central element; nucleus; chromosome. The transcript has 13 exons. The record is from RefSeq and is marked reviewed.
AAUCACCACUGGAGGCUCCCUCCCGAGGCACCCUCGCUGGCGAGCUGAGAGGAAAUGGCGGGGAGGUCCCUGACAUCGAAGGCCGAGCCCACCGCAGGAGCCGUGGACAGGGCUGAGAAGGCCGGAGGGCAGGACACGUCCUCACAGAAAAUUGAAGACUUGAUGGAAAUGGUGCAAAAGCUGCAGAAAGUGGGAAGCCUAGAGCCCCGAGUUGAGGUCCUGAUUAACCGGAUUAAUGAGGUCCAGCAAGCAAAAAAGAAAGCCAAUAAAGACCUAGGAGAGGCCCGGACCAUCUGUGAGGCCCUGCAGAAGGAACUGGACUCGCUGCAUGGAGAGAAAGUACACCUGAAGGAGAUCUUGAGCAAAAAACAAGAGACCCUGAGGAUCCUCCGGCUGCAUUGCCAGGAAAAGGAAAGUGAGGCACACAGGAAGCACACCAUGUUGCAGGAGUGCAAGGAGAGAAUUUCUGCCCUGAACUUGCAGAUUGAAGAAGAGAAGAACAAACAGAGACAGCUGAGGUUGGCAUUCGAGGAACAGCUGGAAGAUCUGAUGGGCCAGCACAAGGACCUCUGGGACUUCCACAUGCCAGAGCGGCUGGCAAAGGAGAUUUGUGCCCUGGACAGCAGCAAGGAGCAGCUGCUCAAGGAAGAGAAGCUGGUCAAGGCGACACUGGAAGACGUGAAGCAUCAGCUGUGCUCCCUGUGUGGGGCUGAGGGCCCCUCCACCCUUGAUGAGGGACUCUUUCUCCGCAGCCAGGAGGCUGCAGCCACAGUGCAGCUGUUUCAGGAAGAGCACAGGAAGGCUGAGGAGCUCCUAGCAGCUGCUGCCCAGCGCCACCAGCAGCUGCAGCAGAAGUGCCAACAACAGCAGCAGAAGCGGCAGAGGCUGAAGGAAGAGCUGGAAAAGCAUGGAAUGCAAGUCCCUGCCCAAGCCCAGAGCACACAAGAGGAAGAGGCUGGCCCAGGAGAUGUGGCUCCCAGACCAGGUAGACCAGUGACAUGGUGGAGUUGAAGAGAGAGGCUCACUGCAGAGCACUGUUUCCAUGGAAAAAUGGAACAUGGCAAAGUGCAGAAAUUCUUCAGUCAGUCCAGGACAGACGAGUUCUCUAAGAUGCAGUUAAUCAUACCUGUCUUAAACAAACUGGCAAUAUACUAUCAAACAUGACUUUUAAAUCAAGUGGAAGUUAGAAAAUAUAUUGAACUGAGUGGCAAUGAAGACACCACAUUUUAAAACUGUAAUUCAGUUAAGCCCACAAUUAGAAGGAACUUUAGCUUUUAUUGGUUCACCACAAUUUUUUAAGAAAUCAACCAAUGAUUGUUCAGUUAAUGAAUAAAAGGCCUUUGACACAGUUCACCUAUUCAUGUGAAAAAAAAAGACUAAUAAAUAGUCAGCUUCCCUUAGA